GCCUACUCCUGCCCGGCCCCCUCUCUUGGCUUUCUUCAUCCCUGUCACGGCACACGGGAACAUAUACAUGCGACAUGGGAGCGACACAAGAUCCUAGUGCGGUCAAGGUCUACACAGUCAAUGGAGAGGCUUCCAGUUCUUCAUCCUCCCUCCCGGACUGGCUCACGCAGAAGCGUCAAGCCAAGGGCAAGGGAAAGAGAGUCAUCAGGGAACAAGUCGAAGGUACGAUAGAACUCAUUCAGCACUUUGAGUUUCCCGAGGCAAGCAACAAGAUAAAGACGACUCGAGAUGGACACCAUGCGAUCGCGACCGGCACAUACAAGCCACAGAUUCGGGUGUGGGACUUGGACCAGCUCUCAUUGAAGUUUGAGAGGCAUACGGAUGCGGAGAACGUUGAUUUUGUUAUGCUCUCGGAUGACUGGACAAAGUCAAUACACCUCCAAAAUGACCGUUCGGUCGAGCUCCACACACAGGGCGGCUUCCACUAUCGUACUCGCAUACCCCGCUUUGGCCGCGCACUUGCAUACCACUCCCCCUCAUGCGACAGUCUCUUCGCUGCCUCCGGUCCAGAGAUAUUUCGUCUCAACCUAGAUCAGGGCCGCUUCCUCAAUCCUUUGGUGCUACAAGGAGAUGGAGAGGACAUCCCCGGCGUGAACGUGAUAGACAUCAAUCCCGCGCACCAACUGUUUGCGUUCGGCGUCGAGGGUAAUGGCACUGUCGAGCUAUGGGACCCUCGAUCGCGCUCAAGAGUAGGUAUUCUGCGUCUGCCGCACGAGAGGCUUAUGCCUCUGAAUGCAACCGCACUUCCUGCACUCCCUGGCAUCGACGACGGGACGCGACCAGCUCCGCUUUCGGUAACCGCUAUCGCUUCUAGACAGGACGGCUUGUCGUAUGCCAUCGGGACGUCGACGGGGCACACGCUGCUAUACGACAUACGGUCUGCGAGGCAUCUGGCCUUGAAGGACCAGGGGUACGGCUUGCCUGUGAAGAACGUGAGCUGGAUAGAGGGCGGAAGUCGGAUGGCUGGUGAAGGGUACAUCCUCAGUGCGGACAAGAAGGUUAUCAAGAUCUGGAAUCGCAACACCCCCGAGUCCAACUUUACUUCUAUCACCCCUGCAAGAGACAUCAACGAUGUACACCAUAUACCAGGGACCGGUCUCAUGCUGCUAGCCAACGAGGGUAUCAAGAUGACCACGUACUUUGUCCCCCAACUCGGUCCCGCGCCGAAAUGGUGCAGUUUCCUCGAGAACCUUACCGAGGAGAUGGAGGACCAGACGACGCGCACGGCCUACCAGGACUACAAGUUCAUCGACCGCAGCGAGCUCGCGAAACUUGGCCUCGACCACCUCGUUGGGACCCCUACGCUCAAGCCGUACAUGCACGGAUACUUCGUCUCCCUCCAGCUCUACGACGCCGCGCGUGUCAUCGCCAAUCCGUACGCGUACGCCGAGCACCGCGAGCGCAUGGUGCAGGAGAAGAUGGAGAAGCUUGCUGAGACGCGCAUCCGCGCGAAGAAGGACAGCGCAGCGGGGGCCCGUAUAAAGGUCAACAAGGCGCUAGCAGAGAAAAUCCGGAAGGAGGAGGAGCGGGCGCGAAAGAAGGAGGAACGCAAGACCGCGAAAAAGGCAAAGGCGCAGACUGUGGCAGAUGGGCAAGGCGAUGCGAUGGAGGUGGACGAGGAAGGAGGGCAGGAGAAGGAGAAGGAGGCGGGGGAGGAAAAGCCAAGCUUGCUGCACGACCCGCGUUUCGCUGCUGUGUUCGAGGACCCCGAGUAUCAGGUGGACGAGUCCAGCAGGGAGUUCGCACUCCUUAACCCGUCUUCAGUCGCGCAGCGGCAGAACCGGGAGGCUGGCCGGCCGAGGGGGAAGACUGCGGUGGAGGAGGAAGAGGAGGAGAGCGACAAGUCCUCAUCGGAUCCCCUCAGCGAGAGUGACGAGAGCGAGGGCGACAAGAGCGAGAGCGAGAGCGAGGACAGUGAUGAUGCUGGUGAACUCUGGCAGGACAGCAUCCGCGCCCGUAUCGCGGCGCGCAAUACCGGGCCCAAGCCUACUCGCGGACCUCCACGGCGCGACCCAAAGGUCCGCCUUGUGCCGCUUCAAGCCCAACAGUCCGGUCGUGCUCGCGGUGCGGAUAAGGACGCGACGUUUGGCCAACGUCGCUCACAGCUGGGCUCCAAGGGCAAGCAGCGUGCUUCGACGCAAGAUGCAGACGUCCACCACACCGCCGACGGCGUGGAGAUGACGUUCAUCCCCAGGACGACCUCGUCGGGCGCCGACUACGACGACGAGCCUGGUGGGAAGGCAGCGCAGGCAAAGGGCAGGACGAAGGAGCCGAGACGGAAGGGCGUGGAGGUAUUCGGGGCUGGCAUGGAGAAGGGUGGGGAGGACCCCGAGGUCGAGAUGGCCGAGUCGGAGAGGAGCGGGAGGACAAAACGACGACAGGGCAUGCGGAGCGGGAGCAAGAACACGUUCAGGCGGAUGUGAAGUUGGCAUUGUUGUAUGUUGUAUCUCUUGUCCUGCUCGUUCGCUUGCUGUCAUGCUGUCAUGUUGUAUGCGCG
Messenger RNA from Dichomitus squalens LYAD-421 SS1, 2557 nucleotides. RefSeq lists its product as uncharacterized. Gene Ontology annotation, molecular function: protein binding. The transcript is spliced from 5 exons. NCBI's taxonomy places the organism in Eukaryota, Fungi, Basidiomycota, Agaricomycetes, Polyporales, Polyporaceae. The coding region runs from base 75 to 2483 and encodes 802 amino acids. The record is from RefSeq and is a predicted model, not a curated record. Gene Ontology annotation, cellular component: nucleus; nucleolus; 90S preribosome. Gene Ontology annotation, biological process: maturation of SSU-rRNA from tricistronic rRNA transcript (SSU-rRNA, 5.8S rRNA, LSU-rRNA).